AUGCCGACCAAAAAGGCGACACGCUCAACUCGCUCGACACGCAGUACAAAAGCAUCGUCCAAAGCUGCAUCUUCCGAUGCCGCAUUUGACGAGAAUACAUACGCAUCUGAUGUUCCUGAAGCUGCCAACCUCAAAACAACCAAAUCAGCUGCUGCGUCCAAAAAGGUUCUUGGAGAGCGCAACGCCAACAACACCACCGAGCCAAGUCCAGUCGAGGAGCUCGCUCAGCCGCCAGCCACCAAGACCACCAAGUCAAAACGUGGGAAGAAGAAAGCGGUGCAAGACAUUGAUACAGCAAAGCAGUCCACAGAUUCGCGCUGCACAACACCAGUCCCGUCUUCGCCCACAAAAAAGCGUCUGCCAGAGGAUCAGGUGCAGGCGUGCUUGCAAAACUAUGAUCUGGAAUGCCAGGCUCGCAUGUCCCGCCUCCGAGCUUCGCUCGAGAUGUCGCUGCAGUCGUCCAUGACGCGCAUGCGUCUGGCGAUCGAGCGCAUCCCGCGUGCCGUGCGCGAACUGUCGCUGGCCACAUUCAUCGACGAGUACGGCGCCGACAUCCACGCAUUCAUGGGGCGUGCUCCUGUGCAGCAUCUUCAGGAUACUCAGAAGGAGUGGGAUCAGAUGAGAGAGGAGCGCUCACCAACCAAAGCCAAGCGCACCAACAAGGACGACGAGGCCACCGCUAAGAACCAAGACCGCAGUUCCAAGGCUGCUCGCACAGCCAAUGCCACGGCAUCCUCAACAGCCUCGCGAGCCACCGCCACCAAGGCAAGCGCCGCCAAGGCCAGCUCGGCUGCCGCUCGCCAAAAAGCGACGCGGUCCACCAAGCCCAGCCUUCGCUCCACACGCGCAUCGGCAGCAGCCCCCUCUUCUCCACCGCCCUCGACGUCGUCCAAACCUGCGCCGAGCCUGGCUACCUUCCAGCCCGAGCUGCCUAAACAAGCGCUGCAGACUCCCAAGCCGCGCAUGGCUCGGCCGGGCGAGGUGAUCCAGUGGACCAGCAUCAACGGCUCGCCCAUUUGCGGCAUCAUCGGCGAAGACGGCGUCGUCCGUCCCGUCUCCUUUGCCUAG
Messenger RNA from Moesziomyces antarcticus, 1068 nucleotides. RefSeq lists its product as uncharacterized. Gene Ontology annotation, biological process: mitotic sister chromatid segregation. The transcript has a single exon. The record is from RefSeq and is a predicted model, not a curated record. The coding region runs from base 1 to 1068 and encodes 355 amino acids. Gene Ontology annotation, cellular component: chromosome, centromeric region; spindle midzone; chromosome passenger complex. NCBI's taxonomy places the organism in Eukaryota, Fungi, Basidiomycota, Ustilaginomycetes, Ustilaginales, Ustilaginaceae.